AAAUGCACUGCCGAUAAACAGAACAUACAGAAUAGUCUCUGUGUGUUUUCGAGGUCACUACUGGAAAAUAACAUGUGUUGUGACUGAUAGUUUGGAAAGCACAGUGAUGUUGUGGAGUGUUUCACGAAUGCUGUUGUCGUACCAUGUGUAUUAUGUGUUCAAGUAGAUCUUUAUAGACUAGUGUAAGUCUAGAUCUACACCACAGACUGCGUAGUCUAGAUGGAAAAUUACGAAAAAUGAAGUUCACUUGUAGUCAUUCAAGCAUCUUAUCUCUAAAUUCGGGCAUGAAGUUUUGUUUGCAUUCAAAAUGGUGGUCAUUCAGCUCCGAUGUGUUUAUAGUGGUUUUAUUUAUUACGACUUUGUUAUCCUUUGUUAGUUGUGAAGAGGCCCCGCUGCAGCCUUCUAGUAAUAUUAUACCUAAGACGUAUCGUGAAGCAGAAAUAACUGUGACUACUUCAGGGGGAGAUCCUAAAAAAGAGCAGAAUUCUUACAAAAUUGUGGGGAAAUUCGGUGUCCAUAGCCAAGUUAAGGAAGUUUCUGGUAUUAUUGUGCAUGCUGUUACAUAUAAUAAAGAAAAUGACCAUUUUGGUUGUAAAAAAUAUGAAUUUCCAGUACCAACGUCGGGACCAUGGAUAUCACUAGUGGCACGAGGAGAAUGUAAUUUUAAAGAUAAAAUCAUUUGGGCCCAGAAAGCCAAUGCAUCAGCAAUUGUUAUUUAUAAUAAUAGCUCACAGAAAGAUCUUGAUGUUAUGAAUCACGACCCUUUAGGCUUCACUUCAGUGCUCAUUUCCAAAGAGAAUGGACGCACCAUCGUCGAUUCUAUGGAUAAAGGUAAACAGACAGUGCACAUGGAUAUUAUACCAGGGGAAGAGAAAGAAGGAACCAUGCCCAACACCAUUAGCAAGACUUCAGUGUUGUUUGUUUCAAUAUCUUUUAUAGUGCUAAUGAUAAUUUCUUUGGCCUGGCUUGGAUUUUAUUAUAUUCAAAGAUUUCGUUAUUCACAUGCAAAGGAGAGGCUUGCUAGAAGAUUGGCCUGUGCAGCCAAGAAAGCUAUUGCUAAGAUUCCACAAAAGACUAUCAAGUCUGGAGAUAAGGAGCUGGAAAACGAUUUUGACCAAUGCGCCGUCUGCAUAGAGCCCUAUAAAGCCCAUGACGUCAUACGAAUGCUGCCUUGUAGGCAUAUUUUCCAUAAAUCUUGUGUAGAUCCCUGGCUGCUGGAUCAACGCUCGUGUCCCAUGUGCAAGUUGGAUAUACUUAGGGCUUAUGGCAUGCAGGUUGGUGGAAGCCAAGAGUCUGUUCGACCUGACCCAGAAUCAAGUCAUGUUCCACAACGUACUGUUGUACAUGUGGGUGAGCCUGAGGCCAGUUCUAGUGUAGAGGAAGCUCAUAAUGAUGAAAUUAAGGUUCUCUUGGUCCCCCACAUGUGUCUCCACUUUCAUUCAGGCAAAGAGAAAAGUAGGCCACCAGACGAGGCUUCUUCCAGCCUUUUUGGGGCCUCGGGUGGGCCAUCCGGUGACCACCGGUCUUGCUCGAGCGGCUUCAAAACUGGUGGAUGCAACAGCAGAGUUGAAAGGUGUGAUGAGGAGGCAGCCUGUGGUGGCUCUGAAUUGAAGGCCCUGCUGCAGCAGAACAGUGGUGAGAAAGAGGUCAAUGGAAGGUCACGAUGCGAUGGGGAUGACACAAGCACCAAUAGCGUUGACAUUUCUUAUAAGGAAUGCUGCCAGGAUAGUAGCAGGCAGUCAAAUAGUCGUGUGGGCUCCACCAAGCGUGGCUCUAGUGCUUUGACCUCUCCGACCCCAUGUGACAAGGACUGGGAUGAUUCGUCUACCUGUUCCUGCGUGACAGGGGACAGCGAAGAUGAUGACCAAAGAGGUGAACAUCAAACUGUAAGUGUUCUAACCGAAUGUCCUGGGUGUCAACACUCCAGCAGGGAGCCUGCAGCAUGAUACGCCAAAGUAUUUUCAAACUGUUUGCUAAUGUGCUUUCUUUUGCAAUAGAAAUAUUCUAGGCUAGAAAGUUUGACAACAUUUGUUCCAUACAAGGAUAAAGGUGGAAAUGAGUUUCAAAUGAACAAAAACCAACUGAGACUAGUUCUCUUCCCAAGAGCACAAAUUGAAUGAUAAUGUUUUCUUUAAAGAACUGCAUAGAUGUGACACACCUUUUUGAUAUCUGGCUUGCAAAGAGCUGUAUCUUCAUUGUACUGUGUCUACACAAAUAUCGUUCUGCUCUACAAAACCAAAGUUACUUUCUUAAUAUGGAAAUAUCAAAACACAUAAACAAGAACUUUUUUUUUUUAUUUUGGUUUCCUGAACUUACAUCCCACUACUUGCUGGUUUUCCUAUUUGCCUUCAGGGAUAUUUUCAAUUAAUUUGUCAGGCUGCUUUAACAAAAAUGUUCUCAUUGGACUGUGAUGAUGACGUUAUAGUGGCUACUUGUCUUUUCAAAGAAUGAGCAUUGUUGCAAAAAAAAACAAUAAGAUAUAAUAGUGUCUGUUGAUUUGAUGUUUUUAAUGUGUUUUCAGAACAAGGUUCAGUAUUAAAAACAAAAUUCAUAGAAAGUACCUUCACAGAUACACUGUAGAUUGCUGCCUAUUUGAAAAUGUUUUAACUGGUAUAUUGUGAUCAUUUUUUUUUUUAUUAAUGAAGAUGAUGUCUGAUGAACCUGUUAGAAAUGCUUUUCUACAAUGUGUUGAGGUUUUAAAUUUUAAAAACUAUUGUGAUAAUUGUAUGAAAUUUUGUAUUGUGUUUAUGUAUGUGUCAAGAUCUAAGUGACUUGAGUUCUCCCCUACAAUUGAUGGCAGACUUUACUGGGAUAUAUAUGCUAAGAAAAUUAAAUUGGCCUAGUUUAGGACACAUCUUUGGUUUGUGGCCGACAGGUACUUUUGUAUGAUAAAUUAUAAUGUAAAUAGACACAGACAUUGGCAUUUAAUCUUUCGCUGGCAAUGACUUUAUUAGGAUGCUAAUUACAAAAUCAGAAUUACAAUUUUACUGGAGGAUUUUUUUUUUGUCAAAUAUUUCAAUGCUUUAAAGCAGCACAUCUUUAGUAAAUUAUUGCUUUAAAUAAUCCUUUCAAAGUUUUUGUUAGUAAAGUACUUUUAGUUCAAAUAGCAUUUCUUGUAGCUUCAACUGUUACAUUUCCAUUGUGUUAUUUUUUUACCAUUGCAAUUUGGGUGUAACCUGUUUUAAUCAUGCUUUAUGUUACCAUUUCAAUGUUUAAAAUAAAACACUCAUCAAGCAGGAAAUGAAUGUAAACUAAACAUUAGGCCUACAUUUGAAAUAAAAACUUCCUAGUUAUUGCAGCUUGUGACAUGAAUGCCUAAUGAACAGGGUUUAAUUUAGGCUGUAACCUCUGUUCAGAAUACUUCAUGUUUCCUGCUUUCAUGAGGCUGUAACACAUUUGACUUCUUACAUGAAAACAUUUGUAUGUCUUAACUAAUUAAAAGAUAAUGUGCUUUUUACAUAUUUGUUUAAAAAGUUUAAUAGGACAAGAAGAGGAUUUUAGAAAGAAAUGUAAAGAUAAUUCUUGUUUAGAAUUGUAAUUUAAAACUAUAUAAAAUAUUUGAUAGACAUUUUUUUUUUUUCAGAAGAACUAAUCCUUGUGUAAAGACUGGUUUAGCCUAAACCUCAAACAGAACUGCAAGGAAUACAAAUGGCAUUAGAAAUGAUAAGAUAAUUUAUAUUGGUCCAAUCAAAUGGAAAUUCAGUUUGACUACAAUUGACCACCUCAGUUUUUGAACCUUAGCUUUUGGACGUUGUAAAGCUCAUACCACAUCACUAGCCAACAAGCUAUUAUAAUCAUCUUUCAAACUUUAUUCACUUGAUCUUUAGUUAUUAUUAUAGCAACUAUUUCUAUGUCUUAAUGUUUUGUCAUUGUUUUAAAUAUCAACAUACUUAACAAUGAAAACUCUUGCAUCUUGCAUUGCCAAUGUGCUAGGAGAAUGGAAGAAUAGAAAGUGGAGUGUGAUUUGGAGGGAUGACUGUAUUGUGGAUUGUGUUUCUUUGUGUGGAGUCUCAUUGAUGCCACAACCUUUCCUGUACAUUCACAAGAUUUUCUGUGAGGUGUAUACUUGAAGUAAUGUCAGUACCUGAUUGUCCUAGACAAGAGUUGUUUUUUUUUAAGGCUGUGGUUUAAAUUGAAGCUUGCCAUACAGUGUAUAUAUAUAUAUCAAAGCAGACUUAAAUUGAGGUGCACAAGUUUUGUUUUUAAUAUAUGCAUGUAAUAUUUGUUUUGUCCUAAAUGAACUGGAAAAUCACAUAUUUUUUUUUAGUAUACGUGUUUUUUGUUAUUGUUUUUGUUUUAAUUGUGAGAAUAAUUUUGGUGUCAAUCAAAUACUAAAAUGACCUUCAAUGUAUAUGUAAGUACAGAUAUAAUACAUUUGUAAAGCUCAAUACUGCAAAGGCUUAAGAAGCCUGUUCUUGAGGAGUUCGAACCCUGCCUGCACCUCUCUCCCACCUUCCUGUGAGAUGUUUGGCUUAGAAUGUAAUAAUCUUUAUCCCUGGAACAUCAGAAAUGUGUUGAACAAAGAGACAAGUUUCAUUAACAUGAAAACUUUUCAGUAGGGUACAACAUUUCAGUAUCUUUAGACAACAUUUCAGUAGUAGGGUACAACAUUUCAGUAUCUUUAGACAACAUUUCAGUAGUAGGGUACAACAUUUCAAGAAGUUUUUUUUUCACAAGUUGAAUAUAGGUAAGAAUUAAGAGCAUAAAAUAAAGCCAAGAAUGACAAAAAGUGUAAUAAAUGUAAAAAAUUCAUUUUGCAUUGAAAUGUCAAGUACUUUCUUGAACACUGUACAAAUAAUGAAGCAUUUUAUUUCACUACAGUUGCAGGGGAGUAACUACAGUAAACCACAAUACACUUGCUUGACUAUGAAACUAUGACUUAUUUUACAUUUUUGUAUGCAACUACUUUUUCAGUUCCGUGUCUUUCUAAACUCCUUUUUUUCUUUCGUUAACAUGUUUAUCUAAGUAGACAAAUGGGAAAAUUUGACAUAACUUAUAUAAUCCUAUAGUGCACUGACCUAUACUCUUGGAAUUAUUUUCAAAAUGAUUUAAAAGCUAACCUAAAUAAUAUAUUUUAAUUUCUCAUAUGGGUCUAUAGGGGUAGAUGGAUUCAUUAUGACUCGAGAGGCUGAACAGAGGGGUAGUGAGCAAACUUUACACCCAAGUCAAGAUACUUCCCCAUUUACCAUGAACAUCACUUAGAAAUAUGGGUGCCGCUCUGGGGUGUGGCGCCCCCUCACUACACCUCUGAGUCUAAAUGAGCACACCAUGGCCCGAAAAAAUGUUCCAAAUAAAAAAAUUGAGUAUGAACUUAUUGUAUGCAUUUCAAACUGUCGUCAGGAUUUUAUAGUUCGACCUUUAUUCCCUGUUAUUCCCUGUUGUGUUUAGGUUUUGACUUAGUUUGAACAUUUCCCAACCACAGCAUUGGUCUACUAAAUAUUUCCAGAGUUUGUGUCACUUAAUGAUGUAAGUGUAACUCCCAGUCUCUUAGCUGAAUUGACUGUUUUGUUUUACUUCAUUGACAUUGGAAGAAAUCAGUUUUAUUGAUGUAUUGUUUAAAGAUAUCACAAUAAGCUCAACAUUUCCUAUGACUUGCUCUCCUAUGUAUCACUUCGGCAAAGUUAAAAUAAAUGUUUUACAAACAUAUGACAUUGUUUGAAGAAAAAAAAAACUGUUAUGAGAUAAUGGCAGCUCUAGAGGUUUCAAAGAUCAAUGCAAUCAUUCUUUUACAGGUAAUAGUUUAAACAUAGUGUUACAAUCUUAAUGAAUGUUUUAAUCUUAGUAUAGUAUUGUAGACAUGAUAUAAAAGUUAAAUACUACAUAAGUGAGCAAUUUGUUAAAUCACAUAAAAAAUUUUAGUAUCAUUAAUUAAGUUAGACAUUCUGCUUAUUAACAUUUUACCGGUUAAUUGCAUUACAAGAUAAUGUACUGUGGUCAUGCUAUUCCAUCAGUUUCCACUGGAUUUGUUUCUUUUUGUCAAUAUUAAAUGAUUAGAAAUGUUUUCUUAAUUCUAAAGUGAUGAUACAUUUUUAUGUCAAGGAACUUAAUGAUUCUUUGGCUGAAAAGCUGCAAUUGUUAGAUAGAGAACAAAGUUAAAUGUUUUUUGUGGACUAAUCAUAGCAAGUAGUACCUUCCUAUUGUUAUCUUCCUGAUACAAGGAAUGACUAGGAUGUGCUCCUUAGACCUUGUUGUGGGGUCAUCUCUUUUGAGUAACAUCUCCAAUAAUGCGUGGGGUCAUCUCUUUUGAGUAACAUGUCCAAUGAUGCAUGGGGUCAUCUCUUUUGAGUAACAUCUCCAAUAAUGCGUGGGGUCAUCUCUUUUGAGUAACAUGUCCAAUGAUGCGUGGGGUCAUCUCUUUUGAGUAACAUGUCCAAUGAUGUGUGGGGUCAUCUCUUUUGAGUAACAUGUCCAAUGAUGCGUGGGGUCAUCUCUUUUGAGUAACAUGUCCAAUAAUGCGUGGGGUCAUCUCUUUUGAGUAACAUGUCCAAUGAUGCGUGGGGUCAUCUCUUUUGAGUAACAUGUCCAAUGAUGCGUGGGGUCAUCUCUUUUGAGUAACAUGUCCAAUGAUGCGUGGGGUCAUCUCUUUUGAGUAACAUGUCCAAUGAUGCGUGGGGUCAUCUCUUUUGAGUAACAUCUCCAAUAAUGCGUGGGGUCAUCUCUUUUGAGUAACAUGUCCAAUGAUGCGUGGGGUCAUCUCUUUUGAGUAACAUGUCCAAUGAUGCGUGGGGUCAUCUCUUUUGAGUAACAUGUCCAAUGAUGCGUGGGGUCAUCUCUUUUGAGUAACAUGUCCAAUGAUGCGUGGGGUCAUCUCUUUUGGGUACCACAUCCCAUGAUUUGUGGACAUUGUGGCAUUAACCACUUAGCAACCAAGCAAGGGGGCUUGUGUUGAAUUCUGACUCGAGCUGAGUUUUAUGUUUGUUGAGUACCUAAUGACAGCAUGGAAAUGGACAUCUUCUCUCGGAUGCUCUCUCCCCCUGUAGGUCCACACAAGAGAUUGGGUCUGAGUGCACUGAGCAUGCUUAUAACAUGAAGGCUAUAUAAGAGUAAUUCAUUAAAUCAUCUUUUAUUGUCCAUAUGUUCUACACAAUAGAUUUGAUUCUUGUACAUGCUUCAGUCAACAUGCUUCUUUUUCUGGACUAAAUAGUUGAUUUGAGUGUAAAUAGUUGUCUUCAUUGUUCCCCUCAUCUUUGUGAUCACUAGGUCAGGCCAUUCAGGUUCAGUGUUUUACUUUGAUUUGCUUCAUUUGACCAUUCAGUGUACAGACGUUUUCAUUGAACAUUGUAAUAACAGAUUCAUUCAGUAUUUCACUGUUGGACUACACCAGCUAUAGAGAAAUAUAUUUUAGAGUUUGUGAAAGAAUUUCUUGGUAAAAAUGUGAUAAUUGUAAAGAUUUACCACUUUGGCAUAAUCAUUUCUUAAUAGGAUACUCGGUUGACUUUCAUGUUGAACAAAUGUAUGACAUUAAUGAAGCUGUUUAGAAUAGAUGUUCAUGUUAAAUUGAGCAUAAUCAUAAAUUCUGACUAUUUCUCAGGCUGCAGUAGUUAUUGGUAUGUGAAGUCUUUGGUCAAUGGCAACUAUAUGUCAAAUGUGGAGGCUCAAUAUUUAGUGUCAAAGCAUUCCUUUUUUUUUUAGGAAGGGGGGGGGGGAAUAUGAAGUGCAGAUGAAAGAAUGUAGAAUGUACAUUUUAAUGACAUCUUUUAUGUUCCUUCAUAAGCUGUAGAAAGUUGUUGUUUUGUUUUAUUGGCCUUCCUCCAUUAGUAGUGUGACUACAUGUACAAAAAGCAUCCCUUACUUAUUGAAGAGUGCAGUGUUUGGUCACAUAGUAAUUGGAGGCUAAAUGUAUAGUACUGACCUUGACUAUUUUGUUGGAAAUAUUGUAAAAUAGAUUAUUUGUUUAAAUUAGAAUGUAGUCAAUGAAUUCCAUAUUUACAUGGUGUCUAAAUAUGAGUUUAAAACUGUCACUAGAUCUCUUAAUGUGGCAUAGACUUUAUCAAAGUUAAAGUUUACAAAAUUAAACUUAUAAAAAUCUGGCAAUGAAGGGAAGCAAGCAUGAAUAUCACUGUAUGUUAUGUUGUUUGUCCUUUACCUCCCCUUUUCAUUUUGAUUUGUAUUGUUGUGUGUGGUGUGCACACCAGCCACAUGCCCCUGUCUGCUAAUACUCACAUUCUAUGGAAUUAAGAAUACGUUACUUAAAUUGUUUGUUUGCUGGACAGUUGUCAAAUUUUACCUGACAGAACAAUACCAAAACUAUUCAUGUUUUCUUUUUGAGGAUAAAAUCCUUUUUUUUUAACAAAUAACAUCAUAUUGUACAUUUUUUCCAUUUUACCCAGACAUUAUUGUUAACUUGUUAAAAGACUAAUUCUAGCAUUUAUAGUUACACAACAUACCAUAGAAUAAGAUUGUACACUAUUAUAAAUAUUCUUCUUUGUGAUUUGCUACAAUACUGUUACCCCAAUUCCCAACAAAAAUUUAUCAAUGGAAAUCACUUCCACAGUUCACUUGGCCUAGCUGACUAGCAAUGAUGCCACACAUUGGCUAAAACUCAUUGUUACAACUAAUAUGUUGGGAAGUUCUUUUAAGUUUCAGGUAGGAACAAAAAAAUGUUGAAAAUUCUAAAAUGUUUCACUGGACACAGUUUCUUGAUUAAACAUUUGUUGUCAUUAAAUAGUGUCAGAAGAUUUCUGAAAAUCCUGGAUAACCUUAACUACUUGUUUAGCAUUUGGAAAUUUGUAUAGAAGAAAUGUUCUCUCUAAUAAGAUUAUCAUUGGACGAUAUAUAUAGUGAUAGAAAUGUAUCAAGGAAAAUAAUCUGGAAGAAAAAAUAUAUUGUACAUUUGAAGAACUAUCAGAGUCCAACCAUCUCUAAUGGAUACCUGACUAGUUGGGGAAAGUAAAGGCUCAUCAACCAUUAGUCAAAGAAACAGAUGACCUUAAUAUCGUUUGGCCUAAAGAUCACUAGGUCUGAAAGGGGGAACUUUAAGAAUUAUCUGACUUAAUGGAAAAUUUAUUGGAGAGCUUCAAAAAAAUGCUGCAAUUUUUUUUGUGUGUUUAAAACAAAUUUGUCUAAAAACGUUCAUAUAUUUACUUCCAAACUUUUACCUUCUAUAGUUUGUGUAGUUGUCUAGCCAUGAUAAGCUAUUCGGCAACUUUAUUUACAACUCAGUGUUUCAACACACAAAAAAAGCCAUCCUUAGCUGUUAGUGGCAAAAUUGUGGUUAACUUUUAAAACGCUGACAAAUGAUCAAGCUGACUCCACAAAGAAAAUGCAUAUCUCUUUAUUGUGUGUGGAAAUGUGUGUUGUUUUAAUUGACUUUUGAUUGGAGUUGAUUCAUGACUUUGAAGGCGUUGAUGACUUUGACUUGUAUUUGACUUCAGAAGUCCUUGCUCAGUUCUGUCGUUGCAUUGGAAAUAAAAUUAAUUCUUUCAAAACAGA
Molecule: messenger RNA, 9432 nt
Organism: Biomphalaria glabrata
Lineage: Eukaryota; Metazoa; Mollusca; Gastropoda; Planorbidae
Product: E3 ubiquitin-protein ligase RNF128-like
Exons: 6
Coding region: 237-1946 (569 amino acids)
Source: RefSeq, a predicted model, not a curated record